CUUUCAGCUAAUUAGUAAAUUCAUAGGCAAUAUAUAACACAGUGAAUCCGAUCACUGAAGAUUGAUGAACAAAAAGAAGAAACGGAGAAAAGGCGUUUAUAUGAUCGGGAAGGCGGAAGAAAACGAAGUACAGAGUGAAUUAGAAACGGCAAGACACCUUGAGAAGGGGGAGAAAUGUUGAGGAGUUUGGCGAGAAGAAUUGCUUCGGCUACUUUGGCAUCCAAGUCGAGCUCGCCUCAUCUUCUGCGCUGCACAAGAGCUUUCAGCUUCGGGGUUCUUCCCGAUGGAGUGGACAGGACUUCCGAGGCGUUCUCGCACAACUCUAUGGCCAUGGAGUCUCUCAUUUCCCAGCUCCAAUCCAACAUAAACCAGGUUCUGGCUGGAGGAGGAGAAGCGGCGGUCAAGAGGAACAGAAGCAGGAAUAAGCUGCUGCCAAGAGAAAGAAUUGACCGGCUGCUUGAUCCAGGUUCUUCAUUUCUUGAGCUUUCUCAGCUUGCAGGCCAUGAAUUAUACGAUGAAUCCCUGCCUUCUGGUGGAGUAGUUACAGGAAUAGGUCCUGUUCAUGGGCGACUUUGUAUGUUUGUAGCGAAUGAUCCUACCGUCAAGGGGGGAACUUACUAUCCCAUUACAGUGAAGAAACAUCUCAGGGCGCAAGAGAUUGCUGCUCGAUGCAGACUGCCUUGCAUCUAUCUCGUCGACAGUGGUGGUGCUUUUCUUCCAAAGCAGGCUGAGGUGUUCCCCGACAAGGAUAACUUCGGUAGAAUUUUCUUCAAUCAAGCUGUAAUGUCUGCUGAAGGCAUACCGCAGAUUGCACUGGUAUUGGGUUCCUGUACUGCUGGUGGUGCCUACAUUCCUGCCAUGGCUGAUGAAAGUGUGAUGGUCAAGGGAAAUGCAACCAUAUUUUUGGCUGGACCACCGCUUGUCAAGGCUGCUACAGGAGAGGAAGUAUCUGCUGAAGACUUGGGUGGUGCUUCUUUACAUUGCAAAACAUCAGGAGUUUCAGACUAUUUUGCUCAAGAUGAAUUGCAUGCACUUGCUCUUGGAAGGAACAUUAUCAAGAACUUGCAUAUGGCUGGAAAAGGUGGAGUGAAAAGUGAAGGACAUAAGUUAAGUCCAGAGUACAAAGAGCCCUUAUAUGACAUAAAGGAACUGAGAAUUAUUGCCCCAGCUGACCACAAGCAGGCCUUUGAUAUUCGAUCAGUUAUUGCUCGAAUUGUCGAUGGAAGUGAGUUCGACGAGUUCAAGAAAUUAUAUGGAACAACCCUGGUGACAGGCUUUGCUAAAAUAUUUGGACAACCUGUGGGAAUCAUUGGAAAUAAUGGAAUAUUGUUUAAUGAUUCUGCUCUAAAGGGGGCCCAUUUCAUUGAACUCUGUUGUCAGCGUAACAUUCCUCUAGUUUUCCUGCAGAACAUCACUGGAUUCAUGGUUGGCUCAAGGUCCGAGGCAAAUGGUAUAGCAAAAUCUGGGGCGAAGAUGGUUAUGGCUGUUUCUUGUGCAAAGGUGCCAAAGGUAACCAUCAUGGUUGGUGGGAGCUUCGGUGCUGGGAACUAUGCAAUGUGCGGUCGUGCGUAUAGUCCAGACUUCCUCUUCAUGUGGCCAAAUGCAAGAAUCUCAGUCAUGGGUGGUGUUCAGGCUGCUGGGGUGUUGUCUCAAAUCGAAAAGGCGAACAAGAAAAAACAGGGAAUCCAGUGGACACCAGAAGAGGAGGAAAGCUUCAAGGGGAAAGUGGCGGAGGCAUACGAACGAGAAGGCAGCUCGUACUAUUCCACAGCAAGGCUUUGGGACGACGGCAUCAUCGAUCCAGCCGAUACGAGGAAAGUUAUAGGGCUCUGUAUAUCAGCUUCCACGAACCGCCCCUCUGAAGAUACCAAGUUUGGUGUGUUCAGGAUGUAGUAGUAGAAUGUAGAGUGAACACUUUACAGAUUCUCUGGUUAAACCUACAAUCACUAGGGAAUUGGAACUAGCCAUUACCUUGAAAAGCCUUGAUAAAUGAUCAUUGUGGUU
This is a messenger RNA of Linum trigynum, 2004 nucleotides long. NCBI's taxonomy places the organism in Eukaryota, Viridiplantae, Streptophyta, Magnoliopsida, Malpighiales, Linaceae. The record is from the annotation of a GenBank genome assembly.